Molecule: messenger RNA, 2146 nt
Organism: Cucurbita moschata (crookneck pumpkin)
Lineage: Eukaryota; Viridiplantae; Streptophyta; Magnoliopsida; Cucurbitales; Cucurbitaceae
Product: protein LTV1 homolog
Exons: 5
Coding region: 100-1722 (540 amino acids)
Biological process (GO): ribosomal small subunit biogenesis; ribosomal small subunit export from nucleus
Cellular component (GO): preribosome, small subunit precursor; nucleus; cytosol
Source: RefSeq, a predicted model, not a curated record
CAAUUACCUUCCGUGUCUGGGUCAAGUCUAGGGUUUUGGAGCAGAGGGUUUAUCUCACAAAUCCGCAGCGCAGAGUCUACUGAUAUUCUUCGAUUCGCAAUGGGGAAGAAGAAGUUCUUCGACAAGAAGAAAUCCGCAACUUUCCAAUUACUUGCGCGUGACUCAUCCGAUCCCAAUUACGAUGGAACUGCCGCCACCGACCGUGUUUUUGUUCGUGUCGACAACCACUCUUAUACUCUCCCUGUCUUCGACGAUGGUCCUGUCGAUGCUUCCGGUUCUGCCUCCUUUGAGGAAAACCCUAACUCGAUCUUUGCCGAUGCUCCUGACGAUUACGACGAUGAAGAGAACGGAGGUUUUGGAGCUUCCGGGCGGUCUCGGGGGGAACUUGGUGGACCUGCGUCGUUACCGGAAAAUGUUAGAAGGGAAAUUCUCGAGCUGGGUUUUCCUGACGAUGGUUACAAUUAUUUGCUGCAUCUUCGGGAUAUUAAGAAUACUGGUGGUGGUUCGGCGUUUUAUAAUAACCCCAAGGCCAAGCUGAAUCAGCUUCCACGCGAUGAGAAGGCGUAUGAUGCCUCCGGAGUGAUUGUUUCUCAAGGAACCAGUGAUGCCGAUGAGAACAUCAUGUACAAAGUAGCGUCCAAGACUGUUGGAGUCAAGGUUCAAAAUGCUAUUGACCCAGAAAUAGCUGCACUGCUUGAUGACGAUGAUUUAUCACGAUUUGGUUCUGAUGUUGAGGACUUGGAGGAGGAUUUCGUAGUUCAGGCAAAUUUAUGUGAAGAAGGGGAGGAUGGUUCGACGGAUAAUAAGUUUAGUGUGGCUGAGGAUUCUGAUAGAGCGACAGGAAGCCAGAAUAUUGUUAAUAACAAAUCUUUUGGCGACGAUAUUUUUGAGGAUGCAGACGUUGACCAUGUGGAAGAUGAUGUUGAUAAGCCACGAACUCGUCGGCUUUUGGAUGAUCAAUUUGACACCCUCUUAAGCCGGGACUAUGCAUCUGGUGACGACGGUGGCAGUGAUUGUGAUGAGCAUGAUGGUUGGGUAGCUGAAGAAGAUGAGUCCUUUGCUCAGAAGCUCAAGCAUGCCCUUGGUGAUCAUAGUAAGGAUGACUUGGACCUUGACCAAGGAUAUAAAGCUCCUGCGGAUAUAUUGAGUGGCAAAGAAGGAUCAGCAGAUCAAGAGCUUUUGCAGUCUGCCAGUGAUGUAAUUCACCGAUGUAUGGAGUACGCUGAGAAAUAUCAAAAUGAAGAUGAUGACAUUGAAGAUGAAUACAUAUUUGAGGAGAGCAGUGAUGAAUCAGAAGUUUGGGACUGUGAAACUAUUGUUUCUACAUGUUCUAAUCUCAAUAACCAUCCUGGAAAGAUUGUAGCUCCUGAAAUAACCAGAAGGAAGAAGUUGGCAGAAACUGUCUCUGGAGCCCUUAAUUCUAAAAAUUCUAUGAUAACUCUCAAGGGGAAAGAGAAGCUACCAGUGGACUUUCUACCUCAUGGUCGAAAAGUUGUUGACAAAGUGAAAGAUAAUGGCAGCUUGAAAACUGAACAACAGAAGAGAAAGCUGCACGGUCAGGAGUCCAAGGAAGAGAAGAAGGAGAGGAAGGCUGCUGUCAAGGAAGCACGACGUGAAGCACGGCGCACAAAAAAAGAAUUGAAGGAACUUUACAAGGGGGAAACUCAUCGUGCUCAGAAAGUAGUUGCUGUUUCUGGUCCAGCAUCUAUUCAUCUUAUGUGAGGGAGAGCUUCUUGAUGCUACAUAAUUGGACAUUUUUUCAUUGUGACAAAGAUCGAAGUACUGGGGAGAAGUUCCUGAAACAAUUCUUAUAAGGAACGAAGUAGAGACCAUGAUCUAUAUGCUUGGAGAAGGGAGAGAAGACAAGAAAUGGGACAAUCUGUUCAAUGAUUCCUUGGUGUCCACCACGGACCAAUUCUUUAUAUGUUUAGUUUAAAGAGAGCUUCUGCAACUCACCUUGAAAUGUUCCAAUCAAAGCAUAUUUAUUUAAAACUAAAGUCGGUUGCUUCAACUUGUACUUUCGCAAGGACCAUAAAUAGUCGAGUUUACGAGUGGCAAGAUAAUCGUGUAUUUUUGUUUACUCCUAUGGCAAUUUAAGUUUAAAGUGAUGACAAUUCUUCUUGAAUGAAUCUAUUCAGUGUUCUUU